AUGUCGCACUUCCUGAACACGAAAGACACGCAGACGUUCAACUCCGCGCAUCAGUUCAUUCGCGCGGACGUGCGUCCUCCCCCUCGCGCCUCGCGUUCGCGUCGGUCGCUCCCGUCGUCAAUGCGCGUUUGGAUUUGGUGUCGUUGGUCGUCCUCCCGCGCGAUCGCUCCCCGACAGCCGACCGACCCUCGCCCCUCCUCCCGCCGCGACGCGUCUUCUCGACCACCCCAGGGCGCGUUCAUACGCCGAGUGCUGUCCAAGGAUGAGUUCAACGACGUCAGGCACUUCGAAACGUGCUUCCUGCACGCCGUCGGCGGAGACGCGUUCGAGGACAAGAUGGGCGGAAACGCGCACGUCGUCGCCGUCGUGACCGGGCACAACCUCCACGUCCUGAACGUGAACGCGCACGCGAAGAAGCUGUGCACCAUACCGCUGCAGCACGUGCGAGCGAUCGAGGACGCGGGGUCGUACCGCAGAUUCACCGGGUUCAUCAAGAGCCACGACAGCGCGAACAGGCACGGCAGGCGCUAUGUGCUGACGCGCGCGGCGUGGAGCGACGAGGUGCGCGCCGCCGCCGCCGCCGCCGACGACGACGACGGAGAACGCGGAAGGGACGAGCACGGCGCGCGCGCGGAGAUGGACGCGUACGACAGGGAGAAGGAGCUUCAGCGGCUCGACGCGAUCGCGAACCGCAAGGCUGCGAUCGCGAACGCGAGGGCUAAAGUGGGGAAGUUCUUCUCGAGACUCAACCCGAAGCGGCAGGCGAAGAAACAGCUCGGGGUGCCGAAGAAAGAUAAAACCGCCGCCGCGGCGAACGACGCGGACGGCGCGCCCGCGCACGCGAAACGCCCGAGCGCGCGGCGGCGCUUCGACCGCGUCAUGGGAAAAGCGUCGGGCAAGGCGGGCGCGGUCACCGAGAGCUUCAACGGGUUCAUGCGAAUGCCGUUUGGUAAAUCCGCGGCGGCGAACGGCGUGCCGCUUCGGCAGACGCCGAGAUUAAAACUUCCGCCGCCGCCGCCGCGGUAUUUGACGCAGAACAUAUCCAUCGUCACGAUGGAACCGUCAUCGCAGCUGAUGUUCCACCUGAAACAUCGCGUGUUAGAGACGCAAGCGCAGGUCGCGGUCUUGGCGGCGAAGGAGGAGGAGGCGCGCGGACGCGGCGGCGGCGGACGCGGCGGCGGCGGCCAAAGCGCCGAGUCGCCGCCGCCGCCUCCCGCGACGUCGUCGCGUCUCGGGAUCCUCGCCUCGCGCCUCCCGCGCGAUGUCGUUGACGGGUCCGAACUCGCGACGCGCGCGGUGUACGACGCGGAGACGAGCACGACGCGCGCGACGCGAGUGAGCUACGACGCGCUCUCAGUCGCCGCCGGGAUGGCGGAUUUCGUCGAUCGCGUCCACGUCGACGUCGACGGGUUCUGCCACUUCGGUCCCCCGUCGCGCGCGCUCCCGCCCCCUCCCGGGACCCGCGGGGGCUCCGCCGCCGCCGCCGACGUCGUCGCGCGGGAUGACGACGCGCCGACCCAGGGCGACGUGAACCGAGCGAAGCACGAGGCGAAGGAAGGGUUGCUUCUGUGCGCCGCGCUUCACCCUGCGAUGCUCGCGGCGGCCGCGUCGUUGCGCGCGACGCGACGCGCCGAGGACGCGGAGCGCGUCGGGAUCGACCCGUGGCACGAUCUGAUGUACGCGCGCGAGUUGUUCGACGACCUCGAGUCCGAGAUUCUCGCGCCGAAAUACGGCGAGCUCGUCGGCUCGCGGAUCGUGCCGGAGACGUGCACGACGCUCGACGUCGACGACGUCAACGCCAUCGCCGCGAUGUCCGAGCACUUCAAACGGUCGCCGAAGUUACAAUCGUACGCCCUCGGCGCUGUGGAAUUUUUCGACGUCGUCAUGAAGCGUCUCGCGGAGGCGUCGUGGGCGGCGUCGCACACGCCGGGGAUUCUCACAGCGAUGCGGAAGCGCCGGCGCGGGAAGCAAACCGGCGUGGACAAUUGGGCGAGGAUGUUCAAAGCCGUCGCGCAAGGCUCCGCGGCGCACCGCACGGUGCAAAUGCUCACGUGGACGCGAUCCGUGCUCGAAGGCAGCGAGGGCGCUGUGAACGAGCGAACGAGGAUCAUAACCGGGGAACCGCACUCGUUAGAGUCGCUCGUGCACGCGUUGUUCACGUUUUCCCCGCGGCGGCACCCGUCGAUGAAGCGCGAGAAAUUCUUCGAGAGCGCUUCGAUGGACCUGACGAAGCUUCGUCACCCGGACGGCGCCGUCUCCAUCGGGGUUCUAGACCUGAUCGUGCACGUGCUGUUCGAGGCGAUCAUGCUGUGUCAGCACGCGUUCAUGGCGCACUCUGGCAAUGGGCACAUCCCGAGCAAAUUUCUCGUCGAGCACAUCAUCGAGAGGGAAGUGAGCGACGAGCUCGUGUCGUCGAAAAUUUCCGCGAUGUUCGCGCGGCUCGCGAACUUGGUCCUGUUCGACACGCACGGGCCCAUACGCGGCGGCGACGCCGUGUGCGCUUACCGCUACGCAUUCGUUCUGCAGCACUUCUUAGACGGCUUCGAAGCCGGCCGCGCGCGGCGCGCGGUGUUGGCCGCUUACGAGCACGACUUGACGUACGUCCUCUCUCAGCCGUGGCUCCGGCGGCGGAACGUCGAGGGCGACGUCUUCUUCGACGUCCACGCGCGGCCGAUGUUCAACCGCGUCAUGCGCGAGUGCAUCCCGCGCGGUUUGAUGUCCCCGACGUGGGAGCUGCGGUUCGGGCGGGCGGAGAACGACGGCGGCGACGCGUCGUGGGCGGCGGCGGCGGCGGCGGACGCGGCGGCGGCGGCGAACGUCGGCGGGGGGACCCGCGGGUUCGACGCGAUGGGCGCGGGCGGGUUCGACGCGGGGAGCGCGGGCGGGUUCAACGGAGCGAUGCCCCCGGAGGAGAACGCCGCGCCGCGUUGGACGCGCACGACGUAUCGGUGA
Micromonas pusilla CCMP1545 is the source of this 2952-nucleotide messenger RNA. RefSeq lists its product as uncharacterized. Bases 1 to 2952 code for a protein of 983 amino acids. Lineage: Eukaryota; Viridiplantae; Chlorophyta; Mamiellophyceae; Mamiellales; Mamiellaceae. The record is from RefSeq and is a predicted model, not a curated record. The transcript has a single exon.